GAUCAUCAAUUCGAGCAGAUCAGGAUGCCUCAACAACAGAGCAUCGUCAGGCUAUGGCCGCCAGGGUUCUUAAAUCCUGUUCUUUUCGUCGGCAUUGUCGCUUUCUGUCUUAUGCUGAAGACCUUAGAAACGAUGCAGUUGGGCAUUGAGAUCUAAGUAACAUUUCCAUGAGAUUUGAUUUCAAGCGAGCUUUGGUUGCACGGCGUAUGGAGGGGAACAUGAUAUUCAACAUUUUGGCAACUUCUGCACGAGUGGCGAGCACGAUGUAUCGCAACCACAGGGAAGGAGUUAUGUUAUUCGGGUGGGGCCACAGGAGUCCUGGCAUGGCAGGAUGUUUGGCUGGCAAUAAUUCAACAUUUUGGAGGGCGUUUUUCUCAUCUUCUUGAUACUUGCAGCUUUGGGGAGGGUCAUGAUGUCCAGUGACUGUGUAGUAUCGCCAGAUGCUUGGUGGUUCAGAAUGCAUCGGCCGCAAAAAGCUGUAUUCACUCGAGCAGGUGACCACUAGCUUUGGCAAGCUCUUUUCGUUUCGCUC
Molecule: messenger RNA, 532 nt
Organism: Cercospora beticola
Lineage: Eukaryota; Fungi; Ascomycota; Dothideomycetes; Mycosphaerellales; Mycosphaerellaceae
Source: RefSeq, a predicted model, not a curated record